GCUGCUUCUGCUGCUACGGCUCCGCACACAGACUCAGACCGUCAGCCGGUGGGUAAGGCUGGGAUUCUUCGACAGCGUUACCCGCCCCCCCUGCUGCCUGCGUGGACCCCGGUUGAACACAUUCCCGGUUGUUUUUUAGCGGGUGUCAGCGGUUGGUUUAGAAGAUUUUGGAGUUAAUUCGCGCGUGUGUGUGUGUUUGUGUGCGUGUGUGCGUGUGUCUGAGAUUUCGAUGUUGUUAGGCUACAGUGUUAUCAAGGGAACGUGCGAGACCUUUAGGACGGAGAGCAGACGUCCUUCCACUUCACCACAACAGCGGCUCAACACCAUGGCUGCCGCUCUGAUCGAGCUCUUCUUCUUCCUUUACUCUGUCACUGCAUCACCUCUGGAAUCAGCCUCUAAGCAAGUCCUCCCCCAGAUCCAGCCACACCUCACCAGCUGUGUCUCUGCCAACAUGGAGACUUUCCGCUGCAGAUGGAACGUCGGCGCUUCCAAGAGCCUCUCCCAGCCAGGAGACCUCCGCUUAUUCUACAUUAACAAAUUACCCCCCCACGUUUCUCCAAAAGAGUGGCGUGAGUGUCCCCACUACAGCACCGACAGGCCCAACGAGUGCUUUUUCAACGAGAACCACACGUCCGUCUGGACAUAUUACAGCGUCCAGCUCCGCUCCAGGGAUCGAGCCACCCUCUAUGACGAGAGCCACUUCAACCUCCAAGACAUCGUGCAACCGGAUCCUCCAGUCGGCCUGAACUGGACUCUGCUUAAUGAGAGUCUGACCGGGACUUACUAUGACAUCAUACUGAGCUGGAAGCCGCCUCAGUCCGCAGACGUGCAGAUGGGAUGGAUGACUCUGCGGUACGAGGUCCAGUACCGCGACGUCACCGCUGACAAGUGGGAAGUGGUGGAGCUUGUGCAAAGCACACACCGCUCCAUUUACGGACUUCAAACUAACGUCAAUCACGAGGUUCGGGUCCGGUGCAAAAUGCAUGCUGGGAAAGAGUUCGGAGAGUUCAGCGACUCUGUGUUUGUGCUCGUCCCAUCUAAAGUGCCAGGCUUCCCAGUGGUGGCCUUGCUCGUCUUUGGUGCCCUGUGCUUGGUGACCAUCAUGAUGUUAGUUAUCAUAUCGCAGCAGGAAAAAUUGAUGGUUAUUCUUUUGCCUCCUGUUCCUGGACCUAAAAUAAGAGGAAUUGACCCUGAACUACUCAAGAAAGGGAAGCUGCGGGAGUUGACAUCCAUCCUGGGCGGCCCUCCUGAUCUGAGGCCCGAGCUGUACUACAACGACCCCUGGGUGGAAUUCAUCGAUCUGGACAUCGAGGAGCUGAAUGAGCGACUGACGGACCUGGACACGGACUGUCUCGUGGAGCGCUCGCUGUCCUCCAACAACUCCCCCCUGUCCAUGGGCUUCAGAGACGACGACUCGGGCCGGGCCAGCUGCUGCGACCCCGAUUUCCCCAGCGAGCCGGAAGCGUCACCGUUCACUCCUCUGAUCCCAAACCAAACCCACAGUAAGGACCCGUCGUGCCCGACCGCCUGCGAGCCAAGCCCCUCGCUGCAGAGCCCCGCCACUGGGGAGCCCGGGUCUACAGCACCGGGCCGAGAGGCGCUGUACACCAAAGUGAGUGAGGUGAGGUCUUCUGGCAAAGUGCUGCUGUCGCCUGAGGAGCAGACUAGCAAAGACACCGAGAAAGACAUCAUGGCGCAGAAAGAGAAGGAAAAAAAAGAGUUCCAGCUCCUGGUGGUGAAUCCAGACCACGGAGGUUACACCUCAGAGCUCAACGCAGGGAAAAUGAGCCCCAGAGUGUCCACAGGAGACACGAGUGAACCCUGCCAGACAAACGGAGACUUGAAGUAUUCACCGUCCCACGAAUCAGAUAGCACCCCCAUAUCCCCUCUUUCUCCUGUCUACACCGUGGUCGAGGGUGUCGACAGGCAGAACAGCCUUUUACUGACUCCCAACUCGACCCCAGCACCCCAGCUGGUAAUCCCAAAAGUCAUGCCGACGCCAGACGGCUACCUGACCCCUGAGCUUAUGGGAAGCAUCACGCCCUAGAUUGGGGGGGGGGACUGCAUAAAGUUAAGAUUUUUCAAUCUAAGGCACAGAUAAGUUUAGGAACCGUCUCUGAGAUUGACUCUUACGGGAGCCCAAGGUUGAGUGUGAAUAUCAGGUCUCCU
Molecule: messenger RNA, 2169 nt
Organism: Etheostoma spectabile (orangethroat darter)
Lineage: Eukaryota; Metazoa; Chordata; Actinopteri; Perciformes; Percidae
Gene: ghrb
Product: growth hormone receptor b
Exons: 9
Coding region: 230-2047 (605 amino acids)
Biological process (GO): cytokine-mediated signaling pathway
Cellular component (GO): external side of plasma membrane
Molecular function (GO): protein binding; cytokine receptor activity
Source: RefSeq, a predicted model, not a curated record